Molecule: messenger RNA, 600 nt
Organism: Salvelinus namaycush (lake trout)
Lineage: Eukaryota; Metazoa; Chordata; Actinopteri; Salmoniformes; Salmonidae
Product: sterile alpha motif domain-containing protein 15-like
Exons: 4
Coding region: 70-411 (113 amino acids)
Molecular function (GO): protein binding
Source: RefSeq, a predicted model, not a curated record
GCAUGGAGUGUAAUGUGAAGGGGCUGUUGUUGAGGUGGCAGUUUCUAUGGUAACAGACACACAGGCAAGAUGGCCUUCCUUCACUGGAGUUGCCAGGACGUGGCAAAAUGGAUAAGAUCCUUAGGAUAUCCACAUUAUACAGCCUGUUUCACUGAGAACCUCAUCACAGGUAAAAAGCUGAUUUAUGUAAAUUGCUGCUAUCUGCCAAGAUUAGGAAUCACAGACUUUGAGGAUAUGAAGGCCAUCUCUGCACAUGUGCGUGAGCUGCUGGGGACAUCAGAGCCGCUGUGGAGCCGCAGCAUCGCAGACCCCCCCAGAGACAGCAUGGGCCUGUUCCUGGAGAAGAAGAGCAGAACAGGGGACUGGGCCGAUUCCUUCACCUACACACAGUUCCUCGACAGGAAACAGUGAAUGGAAUCUGUCCGUCUGAUAAAAGAAACAUGAAUGAAUGAGCUGUCUGUCAGUGUGUUGUUUGUAAGAUGACGUUAGUUGUGAAUGAUGAGACAAUAAUGUUCCAUUCAAUUACAGAUGUUGAGACACUAUUUCAAGACAGCGUUUUGUAAGGCACUUUGUGAUUAAAUUGGUGUUCUGGGGUGUGCA